Molecule: messenger RNA, 1285 nt
Organism: Parathielavia appendiculata
Lineage: Eukaryota; Fungi; Ascomycota; Sordariomycetes; Sordariales; Chaetomiaceae
Product: carbohydrate-binding module family 1 protein
Exons: 4
Coding region: 61-1041 (326 amino acids)
Biological process (GO): pectin catabolic process
Cellular component (GO): extracellular region
Molecular function (GO): cellulose binding; pectate lyase activity
Source: RefSeq, a predicted model, not a curated record
CUUGUCAGUUAUCGGAUCAGCACAACUACCCAGUUAAGCCCUUUCUUACACGUUUCCAAAAUGAAGUGUGUUGUUAUUUUCGCGCUUGCCGGUGCCGCUAUAGGUGUCAAUGGUGCGGCGACAACAACUUUCCCGCAGGCGAGCGGCGAAACUGCUCUGCCUACUCCCUUGGUCGUGUCCGGAUCUUUCGAUGGAGGAAUGAAGAGAUACAACAGAUUCCCCGACACUUGCCAGGGCCAGAAAGAGACGGACGAAGCCGCUGCCAUGUUCAUUGUUGAGGACGGAGGAAGCAUCUCCAACGUUGUCAUUGGCGCAGCACAAGGUGAAGGCAUUCACUGUCGAGGUGCUUGCACCCUGACAAACGUGUGGUGGGAAAAGGUCUGCGAAGAUGCCGCCACGUUCAAGCAGUCCGCAGGCAAGACCUCGUAUGUCAUCGGCGGCGGAGCUCGUGGAGCCUCGGACAAGGUGUUCCAGUUCAACGGCCGCGGAACCGUUUCGAUCAAGGACUUCUAUGCCGAGGAUUAUGGCAAGGUUAUCCGGAGCUGUGGCGACUGUACUGCCAACGGAGGACCUCGUCAUGUGAUUAUUGACGGCGUGGUCGCCAAAGACGGUGGGGUCUUGUGCGGAAUCAACACCAACUUCGGCGAUACCUGCAGAAUUUCGAACUCCUGUCAGGACAGCGGCAAGUCAUGCGACAGAUAUACUGGCGUUGUGAAAGGAAAUGGCAGCUCAAAGAAGAUCGGGAGUGGCCCGGAUGGUUCUUCAUGCUUCGUUACCAACUUUACAGAGACUUGCUCCAGUGGUAGCGGCGGCAACCCGACGACGACGACCAGGAAGACGACGACGACCAAGACCAGCACUAAGACGAGCACUAAGACCAGCACUAAGACCAGCACCCAGAGCACCCCGACCGGUGGCUCCGGCAGCGGUACUGUGCCCUUGUACGGCCAGUGUGGCGGGAAUGGGUACAACGGUCCGACAAAGUGCGCCCAGGGCACAUGCAAGUUUUCGAACGAGUGGUAUAGCCAGUGCCUUCCUUGAGAGUCAGGUGGAGAUGAAUUGGAUCUCCUGAAACGGGUUCAUUGAAGUGGACAUGCCAUGGGUCGAGGAUGGUCGGGGGCAUUAUUAUUAUUCCUACACCGCUGUGCCCUAGGGCGUGCCGGACCUUCAACAACUUACUAUAGAGGAAAACCGCGCCCUCAUGGGCCGGGUGAAAAACCCAUAUCGACAAUCAAGGAAACGAUCAGUGUGCGAUCCUGCAAAUACAAAGUGGGAAGGCCUCUUG